Molecule: messenger RNA, 1531 nt
Organism: Daucus carota subsp. sativus
Lineage: Eukaryota; Viridiplantae; Streptophyta; Magnoliopsida; Apiales; Apiaceae
Product: NAC domain-containing protein 7
Exons: 4
Coding region: 461-1531 (356 amino acids)
Biological process (GO): regulation of DNA-templated transcription
Molecular function (GO): DNA binding
Source: RefSeq, a predicted model, not a curated record
UUAUAAAUCAUUUCUCAUCAUUAGGGUUUCCCUCUCUUCUUACCAUCAUUACUAGCUACUCUAUGAUUAUAAUAUUUUAAUGGGGUGCUAGCUGCUGUGCCAUUUAUUUGUUUGGUGCUGCUGCCCAUCUUCUCAGCUUCUUUAUAUAUAUAUAACCCUAGCUCUUUCCCUUUCCACAUUCCUCAACCCUUUUCUCUUCUCUCUUCUUCUUCUAUCAUAUCCUCCUCGGGAUCUGAUCCACCAUAUCGAUCUCGUCCUUUAUGUAUCACUAAGGUUCAAGUCCCGAGGAAAGAUAAUUUUAUUGGAUUUAUAUAUGCAGGAAAGCUUUGACUGCUUGAUUUUAGGGUUUCCAGUUGAUAUUCACAAAGAAAGAAGAUAAUCUGGUCAUCACUUUCCUUGCUUGCUUGCAUCUCAUCGAUCGACUCUAUCGAAUAAACUGGUUUAAAAGUUGAAGAAGGAAAUGGACGCUUCUUCUCACGUCCCCCCUGGAUUCCGGUUCCAUCCUACUGAUGAAGAACUGGUGGAUUACUACCUGAGAAAAAAGAUUACAUCUAAAAGAAUUGAUCUGGAUGUCAUUAAAGACAUUGAUCUUUACAAAAUAGAACCCUGGGAUCUACAAGAGCUCUGUGGAUUGGGAAUAGAAGAGCAGAAUGAAUGGUAUUUCUUCAGUCAUAAGGACAAGAAGUACCCGACCGGGACUCGUACGAAUAGAGCCACAGCUGCUGGAUUCUGGAAAGCAACAGGAAGAGAUAAAGCAAUCUACUCCAAGCAUGAUUUAGUUGGUAUGAGGAAGACCUUGGUCUAUUACAAAGGCCGCGCCCCCAAUGGCCAGAAGUCUGACUGGAUAAUGCACGAGUAUCGCCUUGAAACGGAUGAAAAUGCACCCAAUCAGGAAGAAGGAUGGGUUGUAUGUAGGGUGUUCAAGAAGAGAAUUGCAACAGUACGGAGAAUGAGCGAGCACGAGUCACCAAUAUGGUAUGAAGAUCAAGUGUCAUUCAUGCCUGACAUGGAUUCUCCGAAACAGCCAAACAUUUCUUACCACUAUCCUUAUUCUUGCAAAAAAGAGCAGGACUUUCACUACCAAAAUCUUUCUAGCUCGGAUCAUUUUCUCCAACUCCCCCUACUCGAAACUCCAAAGAUUCUGCAAGCACCACUGCCUAUCCUCACAAACUGCACUUACAUGCCCGUGCACGGCCUUAAUGUAAACCUUAGCAGAAACAUUAUGCAAUCCUCGUCACUCACACAAGACCAAUUUAGCAUUCCUUCUAAUUCUUAUGAUCAAGGCCUCGAGCCAGUUACAGAUUGGCGAGUUCUUGACAAAUUUGUUGCUUCACAACUCAGUCAUGAAGAUGUUCCCAAGCAAAAUCAGGAUUGUUUGAAUGUCAAUUCAGCCACAUUAGCCAGUAUCAUUUCUGCUGAGGAUGAUGAUAGCUCGAGCUUACUCAUCAGAAAUUUGAAUAAGCAAGAUAUAUUCGAUCAAGAAAUCACCUCAACGUCAACUUCAAGUUGUCAAAUUGAUCUGUGGAAAUGA